This is a messenger RNA of Ciona intestinalis (vase tunicate), 1452 nucleotides long. Its product is annotated as origin recognition complex subunit 5. The record is from RefSeq and is a predicted model, not a curated record. Gene Ontology annotation, biological process: DNA replication initiation; DNA replication. Gene Ontology annotation, cellular component: nuclear origin of replication recognition complex; nucleus. Gene Ontology annotation, molecular function: DNA replication origin binding. NCBI's taxonomy places the organism in Eukaryota, Metazoa, Chordata, Ascidiacea, Phlebobranchia, Cionidae.
GUGCACUACAUACUUAGUAGGUUACUGUAUUGGCUAACCAUAGAUGCUCAACGAAAAUAUGGCAAAAAACAGCUUACCAGCAAGAAAUCGUCAGAUCGAACAACUGACAAAUCUGUUUGGAGAGAAGCACCAUCAUACGGUCGAAUCCUUGUAUAUAUAUGGCCAUACAGGGAGUGGAAAAUCAUGUGUUCUUAACCAUGUACUAGUGGGCAAUGAUCUUUUUCAUGUAGUUGUUAAUUGCAUUGAAUGCUACACAACCAAUUUGCUAUUCAGCACUAUUCUUGAGGCACUGUCUUUUGAAGAAGGAAGGAUUAGGUGUGACAAUAUGAACGAUUUUGUAAGGUGUCUCAGGAAAAUAGUUGAAGAAAGAGAGGUGGAAGAAACUCUGUAUAUUGUGUUUGAAAACUGUGAGAGAUUAAGAGAUAAAGAUCCAAUUCUACUACCAGCACUGUUGAAUUUAAAAGAGCUAACAGGUUUAAACUUAUGUGCUAUUUUUGUCAGCGAAUUGCCAUGGGAAAAGUUCUAUAAUGGGACAGCCAUACGGGAUCCGUAUGUGAUGUUUUUUCCGGAUUAUUCUAAAGAUGAAUUAGUGGAAGUUCUUUGCCAUCUCAGACCACAGGAGACCGACUUGGAGUUUUACAAGCAAUAUGUGGGUCUUGUCCUAUCCAUGUUCUUUUUCGCGUUUCGGGAUCUGAGAGAGCUGAGACACCUAGUGGAGAUUAAUUUCUCAUUCUAUGAGCAGCCAAUUGUAGAUGGUAAACUGACGAAAGAUGACAAACAUAAACUAUGGAAAAAUAUUGAACCCCAUCUUACUAGUUCCUUACAGAAGCUGCUUAUGAGAGAAGCAUGUAACGGUAGACAAAGUAACGAACCUGAAUUAACAGAAUCGAUCAAAGCAUACGACCUUAGCAAAGGCAACACUGUAAAGUCACAAAAUUUAGUUGAGCUGCCUUUUUAUUCCAAGUUUCUUCUAAUAUCUUCGUACAUUGCAUCUUACAAUCCCUCUUCAACUGAUCGCAGGUUUUUUCUAAAACAUGCAGGAAGAAUGAGGAAAACAGCAAGAUCUAUGAAAAAAGAUGACCAUAAGAACUGCCACCUUAGAGGACCACACAGCUUCCCACUUGACAGAAUGAUGGCAAUAUUUUACUCCAUCGUAGAUGAAGUAGUUCCGCCAAGCGCUGGAUUAUUUUCCCAAAUUUCCUCUUUGGUAUCUUUACAUCUUCUGGCUCAGCUUGGUCAAGAUCAGCUUGAUAUGCCCAAGUACAAAUGCACUGUUUCUUUAGAUUUUAUUACUGCCAUUUCGAAAACAGUCAAUUUUGAUGUAAUUCGAUACUUAUAUGACUUUGUUUAAAUUGCGAUUUUCAAGUUCUUUAUCAACCGACAACAUGUUCUAUACUGGAGACGUCAUAAUUUUUCAAAUUCAUGUUUUUGAACAAUUUUCUUGCCACAUAG